UUUUUAAUAUUAAUUGUCAUUGUGUCUUUCUCGCAGCCAUUUUAAUUUCAUUGAAUUUUUACUGUUUUGGAUUUUUGACGACGAAGUUGUGUCAGUUUUUAUGUUUUAACAGCUGAUGUUUAACAAAACGUGAAAAUUAUUGAUCACAACGACUUCGAUACGAAUAAUUUAUUAUAAUAGUAUCUGCGCACUAGUUUGUAAAACCUGUAACAUUAUUUUGUUAUGAUUCGUUAAACAUCCUUGGAAUCUCUUAAAUUGAAAGUAGUAAUUGUUGAAAACAUGGAAUCUCCCAGACAGUCAGACUCUGAUACUGUCGAGUAUUGGAAGAAACAAGCUAAGUACUAUGAACAAAAAGUUAGCGAUAUACAACAAGAAUUAGAUGAAUACACUGAGAAUUCAGCACAACUUGAGAAAGAGUUAGAAGCAUCAUUAGUACAAGUUGAGAAACAAAACAGAGAUCUGGAACAUCAGAAUCAACGGCUUAAAAAUGAAAUUGAAAUGUUAAGGAGCAAAUUGGAAAGAAGUCAGCAAGAAACUAAUGCAUUAGAAAAUGAACUGCAAGCCUUAAAAAUAGAUAAAGAUAAACAAGGAGUAUACAUCAGGGAGUUAGAGCAAAAAAAUGAUGAUUUAGAGAGAGGACAGAGAGUUAUAUCAGAAUCUGUGUCAUGCAUUGAAUCACUUCUAAAUCAAGCCUAUGAAAGAAAUGCAGUUUUAGAGAGUGAAGUAGAUGAAAUUGAGACCUUGAGGGUGAGAUUGCAGAGAGCAACGGAUGAAGCCAGAGAUCUGAAGCAUGAAUUGAAAGUAAUGGAAAAAGUUCCAAAACCAAAGAAGGGAGAUGAAAGUACAAUUGAAGGUUCUUUAGUGAAUGGUCAUAUUUCAAACCCGUCUCGAACUCAAGUUGAGAUAGAAACGCAAACGUCUCUAAUGUCACCACAAAAACGCGAAAUUAAUGGCAACGGAAUGACACCAUCAUCUCGAGUAACAGCUAUAAAUAUAGUCGGCGAUUUACUGCGCAAAGUGGGGCUUGAAAGGUUUCUUUGCCGUGAGUGUGGUAAGGUUAAAUGCUCCUGUGACACGCCUCCAGCUGCUUCGCAUAUAACAACGCCGAGCCACUCCAGCGCCAGCACAGACAAUGGAUUAAAUCAUAAUCAUAAUGAUUUAGAUAACGGUGAUUCCGUUGAGUACAGAAACAAAAGAGUAUACGUAAGGUCGCAUUCGGGAUCGGAACACGAUCAGAUAUCGAGGAAACCACCUGUGUUAGCACAACGUGCUUCAGAAACACCGUUUGUGCGAUCUACACAGACAGAAAGCGGAAAGUUGAGAAGAUCCUUUGCCGUACGGUCCCGCGAGGGCUUAGAAAACCUUCUGAGUUUUGCUUCUAUCAGAAAAGGGCAUGAUCAAACUAAAAAAGUACAAAAUUAAUGAGAUUUUAAGUGUUUUGUUGUGAUAGGCAAUUGUACAAUAAAUAGUAGCUUUACUAGAUUAUAUUUUUAAUGACAUAAAUGUUGUUUAUGUUUU
Helicoverpa armigera (cotton bollworm) is the source of this 1518-nucleotide messenger RNA. RefSeq names its product nuclear distribution protein nudE-like 1 (gene nudE). Gene Ontology annotation, biological process: cell migration; establishment of mitotic spindle orientation; chromosome segregation. Gene Ontology annotation, cellular component: kinetochore; kinesin complex; centrosome. Bases 280 to 1422 code for a protein of 380 amino acids. Gene Ontology annotation, molecular function: microtubule binding. The record is from RefSeq and is a predicted model, not a curated record. Lineage: Eukaryota; Metazoa; Arthropoda; Insecta; Lepidoptera; Noctuidae. The transcript is spliced from 7 exons.